Molecule: messenger RNA, 660 nt
Organism: Vairimorpha ceranae
Lineage: Eukaryota; Fungi; Microsporidia; Nosematidae
Exons: 1
Coding region: 1-660 (219 amino acids)
Source: RefSeq, a predicted model, not a curated record
AUGAUUUCUAAAGAUAUUAUUUGCUUUCUUUUUAAGAUAUUUCUACUUCUAACUAUAUUUAUUUUAAUUAUAUUAUUAAUUAUAAAUUUAGUCAGUACAUUCAACUACCGUAAAUCAUUAUCUUAUCCAAUAGUGUCUCUAAAUUCUGAUUACGUUGGUCCAACGAAUAUUUCUAAACAAAUAGAUACACUAAAAUCUUUUAAUCCAUGUCUUAAUGAUUUACACACAAGGCUUCUUUGUCUGUCAAGGUAUAUAGUAACUAGAGAUAAUAAGCUUUAUAUGAGUAAAGUAGUUAAUAGUGAAACACAACUUAAUAUUCUUAAAGAGAAUAAUGAAAGUGUUAUUUUAGUUCAACAAUCUCUUACUGAAUCUAUAAUUCCACCUGAAUCAUUAAAUUUUAUAGAUUACUUUUCUAAAUUUGAUUUUUCCGUUAUAGAUAAUCAAUAUUUUAUAAAACUUACAGAACUUGAAAAGUGUAUUAUUAAAAAUAAUAGAGAUCGUAUAUUACAAUGUAUAACAAAUUCUGAAUUUUUUAUGGAUAAAGAAUUGAUUAAUAAUUUAACUUUCAAGUACUUUGAAGUAUUUGGGGAUACAAACAUGCGAAUUUCUUCGUUAGAUCUAAUUUUUGCUAGAUUCGUAAUAUAUUUUUUAAUUAAAUAA